GUUAUCAAACUUUGACACCUAAUUUCUGUUUCAUAUCAAUGGCUGCCGCCUGCUCGUUGUUAUUCUCUUGGUUUUUACGCGUUAAUACUACCAUUCGACCGUGAUAUUCAAUAAUACAGAAAUUAUUGAUAUGGUUUUUGCUGCUUUACCGGUUUCAAGUGAGAAUACGGCGCUUAUAGAAGGAAAAUACAAUAAACGCAGUGGAAAUUUCUAAGUAUGGAGGAACCGCAAAUGAAGAGGAAACCAAACGUCAUUGACUGCCACUUGAACAUCUUAAAAACCACCAAAAAACCCCUCAAUGUUGUCAUGAAUGAUAUGACAUAUCAACCAUUAAUCCCAGCUUAUGUUGGUCACAUAAAAAAUGUAAGGGACAUCUCAAAAAUAGUCUUGCUGUUAAACCAAAAGGUGCCAGUAAAGGAACUUCAACAUUUAAAAAGAGUUAGGAAACAGGAGGUAGUCAUAUGUCCCACUGAGUAUGUUAAUGAUAUGCCAAUAGAGGAUUAUCUAUGUAAGUGUGAUGAGGGGUUUAAAGAUUUAUUUGGGGCGUUUGAAGUGAAAAAUGUGCCCAAGUUACCGCCGAAGCUCAAGAAACAGUAUGAAGAUGCAAAACUGUUUUGGCCGUGCAAUUUUCAUCCAGAUAAAUACUUGGAGAAGCUGUACAGUGGGCAGUUUUUUACAGAACAGGAGUUAGAUUCACAUAGAAGAUAUAUGGAAGUAGCGUUUUUAGCAGCGAAAUGGUUUGAUGUUCAAAAUGUAGCUGUGGUAGUUGACCCAACGAUAAGUAGCGUGGUAGCAAUAGGAGAAGAUAACCGAGAAUGUCAUCCAAUGCAACACGCCGCCAUGUUGGCUAUAGAUAAUGUUGCUAGAACACAAAAUGGCGGCGCGUGGCAGUCUCAAAUGGACGAUAACACUUUCAUUGAUGUGAAAUUAUUGGAUUAUCUAAAAGAUUUGGAUGUCAAAUUUGGGCAUAGACGAUUCAAGAGUAAACAGGAAGAGGAUACAGGGCCAUAUUUGUGUACAGGUUAUGAUGUGUAUAUGAUGAAGGAGCCGUGUGUGAUGUGCGCUAUGGCGUUGGUUCAUGCUAGAGCAAGGCGGAUAUUCUUUGCUAUAGACAAUGAAGAGGAUGGAGCAUUGAAAUCCAGAGUGAAGUUGCAGACUGUGACGUCUUUGAAUCAUCGUUUUGAAGUUUUUACUGGAUUUUUGUAAAAAGUUUAUUUAUGUAAAUAAGUGAAACGGUUUUGCUAAAUAUUUUUGUAAUUAAAGUAAAUUUUAAUACUUUUAAAUGUA
Molecule: messenger RNA, 1287 nt
Organism: Pieris napi
Lineage: Eukaryota; Metazoa; Arthropoda; Insecta; Lepidoptera; Pieridae
Product: probable inactive tRNA-specific adenosine deaminase-like protein 3
Exons: 2
Coding region: 217-1206 (329 amino acids)
Biological process (GO): tRNA wobble adenosine to inosine editing
Cellular component (GO): nucleus; cytoplasm
Molecular function (GO): tRNA-specific adenosine-34 deaminase activity
Source: RefSeq, a predicted model, not a curated record